AUGCUUCCCCAAGCAGAUCCCCAAGCACACUUGCUCAGAGUUGAUGCUAUCAUGAAUCAGCAUGUGUACUGGUCGGGUCUGCGUGACGAUGGCGAGCCACCACUAAUAGUUGACUUCGAUACCCUCGUACGUGAUAAGAACACAUCCAACGAAGUAAGCCAGUCCACUCGCGUCGCAACAGAGGUGUUUCUAAAGCCUGAUAACAUCUUACAGCUUCUAGAUCUUGCUUUUCCUCCAGAGUCUCCUUCAGAUUUGACGCCGUUAGCCUUUGACAUCUUUUCAGCUUUUCCAUCCAACCCUGCUAUAAUGGAUGCAUGUUUUAGUAGUGAGGAGAUACUUGUAAGAGUGUUCACUCUGCUUCAUUAUUAUGUGAACUCUCCCGUCGCCUCACCCGCCUUGAACUCCGCUGUCUUUAAGGGCAGGCAGGAGCUUAUCGACGGACUUUCUCUUUUCAUUCUCACAGGUCUUAAGAAGCAAGAGAGACUGUCCUCUGUAAUUGAUCUCUUUACUAAUGAUAAAGCCCUACUCAAUAAGUGGCUUGCCUGUAUAUGCAAUAGUAAGGCCCAGGAUGUCUUUCUGUUCUUCCUGACGAAUUAUCAGACCCGCACUGAUGCGAUGACGAAGAAGAUAGCCGACCUCUGUGCCUCCCAUUGCGUCAUACGAAACUUUGUCCGCGAGGUUGCAGGUAUUACGCUUCCAGACAUGACCGGCACUGUUGUUAGCGCCGGUACGAAGAACAACGAUAUGGAUCGCUCUAAGGCCACUAUGGAGGAUAAGCUGAAGAGCUUUUCUAGGCUUGCCAUCGGCAACAAGAUAUCCAGCUACACCCGGGCAGAAGCAUACUCCACAAUAUUGGCCACUAUUUUACGCUGUAAUGUCCCCUAUCUAUGCGAUCAGAUUUUUGACCACUACCGCCUCAUCCUUGACAAGUAUCUGUUCAUCUCUACUAGCUCUAAAAGUAUGACCGAACUAAGUGACAUGCUAAUGACAUUGAAAAUAUGCGGCCAAGUUAUCAUUCAUAUGUUGAGGUACCUUGUGGUGCGGUCUGUCGCACUUCACUACAAGGAAUUCAGGAAGAUUCAUAGCACACCCCAGCUAUCCGACGAAUUCAUCAAGGAGCGUAACGACUAUUUCAACACUGCUAUUAGUCAUUUAAUUUACUCUAUAGAGGAAGAGGUGAAGUGCACCUCUGUGUCUACUGAGAAUAUAGAUGGAGGCAAAACACUAGUCGCUAAAACGCGCAAAUAUGAACUACAACACUACGAUAAUGAGGCACUUGAUGAAUUUGAGGCAAAAUACACUCACAAGUUUAUUACUAUAGUUACCACACUCGCCGAGGCCUUGUCGUUCAUUGACAGAUGCGCCUCAGAGAACCGAACUACUACGGAUGACCAGGUUAGCAGAGCUCUCCAAGUCGCCUCGUACCUCUAUCUGUUCUAUACUAGUCAUGCGAUCGGUGUAGCGAACUCUUCCAAGGUGGUUAUGCAGUUCUUUGACGAUGCCGGAGACACAGAUGAUGUACAGUCCGACCUUGCUUUACGAAAGAUCGUACUAAUGGAGGAGACGUCAAUAGGAGAGUUUAUGUGGUCCGACAUGUACACCGAUACGGUGUUUUCAGUGGAUGAUGUCAUGAACUAUAACUAUGGGGACUGUCUCAACUGGAAGCAGCUCCCCUUAAUCAUUUCUCCGUUCUUCCUGUACAGUCAUAUUGUGCGCUCAAACAGGCUCUGUACCAUUUUGAACAUCAUGAGAAACUACAAAGAAAGCACGGUAAUUCAAUCUGUAGGCGUGCGGAUCAUCAGCGGAAUUAUUGAACUGGGUGUGAGCCUGAGUCCUAAGAACACAUCGCUAUUAGAACACACCAUUACUCGCUUGUGUUUGUUCUAUUUAAAGGACGUGAAAAAGAACGAAGAUGAGGUGCCUUGUGAGCUCAGUGCGGAUAAGUCUAAGCUCCGGACCGUGUCUUACGUGGUAGCUCUUAGGUCCAUAUUCCGCGAGACUAUGAGGUUCUGUACGAAGGUAAAUAGCAUGAUGCUCAUGGCCAUAAAGUACGACUAUUACGCUGUCGACAUGGACUGCCUAAACGAUUAUAUACCUGAUGCAGAUGCUCCUGUUCUAGUACCCCGAACCUUCGCAGAGUUCCGAGAGUCUAAAGAUAUCAAGUAUCCUAAGGCCCACGCCUUACUGUGCGAACACAGCCUGUUCGCCAAAUGCGUAGAAGCGCUUAUCCACGAAACGGAUCUACACACGCCUUUAUCAGACGAGGCUCCCUACUCACUCAAUGCCAACAUGACAACUGCGUGGCUGUAA
Giardia duodenalis is the source of this 2310-nucleotide messenger RNA. RefSeq lists its product as uncharacterized. The record is from RefSeq and is a predicted model, not a curated record. The coding region runs from base 1 to 2310 and encodes 769 amino acids. Lineage: Eukaryota; Fornicata; Diplomonadida; Hexamitidae. The transcript has a single exon.